CUGGUCUUGCCAUCUCCGAAACCGCUUUUAAGGAGAUCCAGGCAGAAAGCGUCAGGGUUUGCAAGUUAAACAUGAACGUGACUAAAAUCACAUUUGUGUCUGCCCAAUAGCCGAGCUCCACAUCUUAAAAACGCAAAGUGAACCAGCAGAGCAGAUGUGCAUGGACGAGACUUUGAAACUGAAAUCUAACGCAAAUUAUUGAAAAUAACGUGAUUCCCUGUUCUGGGACCUGACAAAGAAUGCAAGUUUUAAUGAGGUGGUUUUGGCAAACGUGAGUCCAAAACCGUGCGGUGGUAAGUUUCCACACAUCAGGUCCGUGGUGCUCUGUCUGUAGAAACCUGUUUCUCUUGCGCAGCUGCGCCGUGUCAUCCCUCCGGUGAUUCCGAAACCUUUUUCCCCUCAGCUUUAUGGCUUUUUCUAAACUAUCCCCCACUGAUUUCCUUCUAUUAAAAGCGUUUGGGCUUUUUGACCACCCUGGGGGCUGAUGCGAGUGCCGGAUAUUUCUGCUCAGAGUUUCCUGUUUCUACACGUCCCGUGGGGCGCGAAGGGUAUCAAAAACCACCGGUUGCGUAACGGUCAAAACGACAGAUCUUGUUCAAGCUUGAUUAGGGAAGCGAGAGCAGGUGCGGAGCACAGCAGCAAGCAGGGCUGUUUCCGUGAUACGCUCUCAAAUUUGGAAAUAACUCAGAAAAAUCCCCUCGCUGUAUCCCACUCGGUCGCUUCGCGUCGUUCCCGAAUUCCUUACCCCCUUCCCUUGGUUUUGGGGUAUCUUGUGCUGGCGGUAGCCGAGAUGGGGACGAGGUGGGCAGAGCGUGGAGUACCGAGAGCAAAUUUGGGUAAACCCGGUUGCGCCUUUCUUAGCAUCGUGUAAAUUUACAGCCUGAACCACUUUAGCAUCCCAAAUUUAAAUUCCAGCGCGCGCAGUCUCGUCUUGAAUAGUUCUGUGUUAAUUAACGGUAACGGGCAAUUGUUUCUAGGAUGGAAACGGCACGUGCGGGUGAGCAAAGAGACGGCUAGCGCCGUCCCGCUGCAAAAGCAGGACCCCCUGAGCUGGGAUGUGGCUGAGCACAAAUUCGCCCGGUCUCAAAAAUAAAUUGGAAACCAAAUCAGUACUGUUUUAGCACGCAAAACUUGGGGGGAAACUGGUAGAAAGGGGUGGGAAGCCGCAGAGGUGCCGCUGCCCCUUUAAGGGUUAUUUUGUGAGGGGGAGGGGGUUCGAUACGAGACUUUAUUUGAAUAUUUAUGAACUGAUGAUCUGGAAGGGAGAGAGACGGAAAAGCGCUGCCGGGCGGAGAAGCCGGCAUGUGGCGCGUCCCCUCACCACCACCGAGCCUGGCCUCGGAGCCCGGCUGGCAGCGAGCGUGCUGAGGCCGAAGAUGGGAGGAAGGUGUUCGAGCCCUCUGAACGGGAGACAGCGCAGGUAUCUGAGAGGUCGCGCAGAUGCCACGAUGAAGAACUUCGUGCCCUAUUACCGGAGGCAGCUGGCGACUGCCCUUCUGAGACGGGUCUCGGGGGAGCUGGACCCCCAAGGGAAACCAGCCCCGCAGCUCCUGGCAAGAGAGCUCCGGGGGCCGCCCGACACCGCUCUGCAUGAGGGAUUGCUCUCCCAGUAUGACGGCGAUUCUCGCAGCUGGCAGGAGAAUUACUUCAUUCUGCUCGGAGAUUUUACCCUGCAGUGGUUCGAAAGCGAAGAGGCCCUGAGGAAAGGCUGCGAGCCCAGAGGCUCGACCGCUCUCUCCGGCUACCUGCUGCUGUCUUUGCCGAGCGAAUAUGCCGAAUUGCUCGGCGAUCUGUGCCAAGGACUCACAGGUGGCAGCCCCUUUGCCGACCCGCCAGGAGAGUUUCUGUUUUUCCUCUACCAUCCCUUCCGGAGGCAUUUCUGCUUCUGCGCAGACUCGGCGGAAUCGCGACGGAUCUGGAAGGCCGCUCUUCGGGACGGCAUUCGUUACCGCAGCACGGAACUACAGAGGAGAGAUUCUCUGGAAGCGGAGGCGUUCCUCGAGGCUGUGCGGUUUUACAGGCAAGAGAGAGGCCGCUACGGGGCAGGGGAUCUUCUCCUGGGGCCGGAACCUGAGAUCCUCGGAAACGUGCUGAUGGAGGAUUUGCUGCCGGUGCUGCGCUCUCAGGUGCUCCCGAGCAUCAGAGGGUCAGAAAGGAGACGGCGGCAGCUGUGGCUCCAGUUUCUCCAGGAGGUUUAUGCCCUGAUCCUCAGCGAAAUUGCCAGCGAAUUUGAAGGUUUUCAGAAGGAGAAAGAAAAACUACAGGUGGAGCUGGAGAAGAAAAUUCGCCCCGACCUGGAUCAGAUGCUGACUCUGAAGGAUGAGAUAGCCAGCAAACUCCAAGCCACAGUGCAGAGCCCGGCGGAGUCGUGCUGCAGCCAGAGCGUGGAACCUCACCUGGAGUGCGUGAUGGAGGAACUCAUGCGUCCCGUCAGCUCGGGAGUCGAGGUGGUUCGCUUGCUCUUUGCCCAGAGGGUUGAUGAGAUGAUCGGACUCGUCCGGAGCUCUCCCGUCGCGGUCCUGCAGAAAGAGCUUCUGACGCUGGGGAGAACGUCCUGGCAGCCCCACGUCAUGCACCUGUGCUACGAGGAGGCCGACCUGUAUCGAGAAAGCCUGCGAGGGCUGGAGGAGCGGUUCGGCUUCCGCGGCGUGACGAGCCUGGUGCUCGGCGCGCAGAACCUCAUGCAGCAACUGAUGGAGAAUGCCACCCACACCUUCCUGCAGCUCUCGCAGCAGCACCUCGGCCAGGUGGCCGGCCGGCGCCGGCUCACCCAAACGCUGGGGAAAGUCAAAGAGCGGGUGCUGAAGAAAUUUGACUAUGACAGCAGCUCCAUCCGGAAGCGGUUCGCUCAGGAGUGGCUGGUCCGGAUUUUUCUUCCUUUUCUGCUGAAGCAUUUGGAGUCCGGGUGUAAGCUGGAGCUGCCGCAGUACGAGAGCUUCGUGUUCGCCGACUUCAGUGGCAUCAUUAACCUGGAAAAUAUUUACGAAGAAACAGUCCUGGCCGUGCUGCUGCGGGCUGUCGGCAGAGCGCUGGCCGAGGCCUCGUGCCGUAACAGACACAACCUUUAUGCCGACGGCUUCUCCCUGCCGCAGAGCACCGAGGAGCUGCUCUACGAGGAGAUGGGCUGAGGACCCGGCGUCGCCGUACCGGCCGUGACCCCCCCUCACUGGUUGUGACCCCCCUCCCCUCCCUGGGUGGGAGUCAGCGGGGCCGUGUCCCA
Messenger RNA from Haliaeetus leucocephalus (bald eagle), 3220 nucleotides. It is a transcript of the gene NIBAN3, whose product is annotated as family with sequence similarity 129, member C. The record is from RefSeq and is a predicted model, not a curated record. The coding region runs from base 1251 to 3128 and encodes 625 amino acids. The transcript is spliced from 14 exons. Lineage: Eukaryota; Metazoa; Chordata; Aves; Accipitriformes; Accipitridae.